Messenger RNA from Porites evermanni, 6875 nucleotides. The record is from the annotation of a GenBank genome assembly. Lineage: Eukaryota; Metazoa; Cnidaria; Anthozoa; Scleractinia; Poritidae.
AUGAAAUUUCUUGGUUGCUGCCAUUUUCUCCUUCUUUUUAUUCCGUUCGCUUCCUUAGAGACCUUCUCAAGUAGCUCCUCCUCCGAGCCUUCGUCCGGCUUUCAGGAAACCUUCGAGAAACGUUGUCCACCUGGCCUUUGGUGUGGUAAAAAGCGACAAGUAACCGAGGAAGAAACAAAGGCGUCCCAAUAUGAUGAAAACCAGCACCCCGACGGAAAAAUCCUUGAUAGCAACUUAGCUGCAAAGACGAAAACACAGUUCAAGAACCCAAACGAACAAAGAAAACAGCAGGUGAAUGUUUUCGAGAAGCGCUGUCCUCCAGGUCUUUGGUGCGGAAGGAAAAGAGAGGCUAAAGAUCUUAGUAGCAGUAAAUCAACUGAGAGAGUAAAAGUGGACAACAUGGCGUACCAGUUUGAGAAGCGUUGCCCCCCUGGGUUGUGGUGUGGCAAAAAGCGCGAGGUAUCUGAUCAAAAUCUAAACAACGCUCCAACAACUGAAGACAUAAACAGGCAAACGCGAAUCAAGACCUUCGAAAAGCGCUGCCCACCUGGUCUGUGGUGUGGAAAGAAGAGAGAGGUGGCAGAUGUUGUCAGUAAUAGAAAAUCAACUGAGACUGGAGACGUAAACAACAUGGCAGGCCGUUUUGAAAAGCGCUGUCCUCCUGGGCUGUGGUGCGGUAAGAAGCGCGAGGUAUCCGAUCAAAUUUUAAAAAACGCCGAACACACGGAAGACAUGAACGAGCAAACGCCAAUCAAAAGUUUUGAAAAGCGCUGUCCACCCGGUCUAUGGUGCGGAAAGUAAUGACGUUGAUAAUCUAGCAGCUAUGAUAGCUAAUAGAUCUGUAAUUAAUUUAGUUACGGGUAAAUGAUAAUCAGUAAUAUUGGAAGAUAUUGUUCAAUUAAAAUAAAAGUAGUUACAUUUUUCAAUGUGAUUUUUCAAGCUAUCUUACGCUUACAAGAAAAGGCUGUGGAUUUAAAGGGGAGGGGUGGUAUACAGUGUAGUUUACAUCAGUGACGCGACUUGACCGCGGGAGGCCUGUGGUUUAGCUGGUAGAGCGCUGUAAGCCAAGUCAUCAGAAUGCAUGGCGAAAAGGAUCAUUCACUUUCUACUUUCAGUAGCUAAACUUCCUCUGCAGGAUAACAGAGCUUAGUACUCCCAACAAACCAGUGAUUUUCGUUCUCGAUUUUAAAGGUAUCUGGAGGGAAAAUAACGUCGUAAGAUAAACAAAAGUUUGACCCUAAACUGAUGACUUUCAAAACAAAGGAAUGAUUUUGAGGAGAUGAAUGAAUUGUGAAAAAUUAUUUGAAAAGGCAAUUGUGGGCUGAUGUUCGAAUUUUCAGCCAUUUCUAGAAAACUAACCGAGUAUUAAAGUGUCAAUGCUAUAUCUUACAAAUUAACUGACCUUUACAUUUGAUUUUUAGUCUCGCUUGCGUAAACAGCGAGACUAUAUACGAAGAAAAACGGCUUGCAGAUUAUGAGGACACAAAAGGGAAAUCAUGGUCCCAGGCGUUCUUAGCGGGACGGUGGAAACUGGGAAUAAGAAUCGUUGGGCGACCGAAGCCACACAUGUUUUGCGAAGAAGGCUUAGGAAAGAUUAAAUUUAGAGCUUUUCCAGAACAGGUCGGUCCACGAAUUCUAUCGCUUGAAAGUGUUGAUUAAAUUAGAACAAGUGAGCACUACUCACUGGUGGAAAAAGAAAAAUAAGAAUCUUAAUUAGAAAAACUGCGAUGGUCGGGUGUUGUAAACUUUCAUUGUAUGCAAAUGGUCCUGUAAUGAGCAUGCACUUUAUUUUCGGCAAUGAUUGAAAUGACGUGCCAUGUAAAUCACUUUUUUGAUAUCUGGCAAUGAUGAGAUUUCUCUGGAAUCGAUUCCCUUGAAUUUUCGUGUAUUUGUACAAGCGUAUAGCCUGCGACCACAGACGUGUUUCUGGUCGUCGCUAACAUGCGUACUAAAUCAAUUCAAAAACAAAUAAAACGUAAAUAUCCUGAAGUAUACUCGAACGUCGAUAAAGUAGGAAGUGAAGCGAUUAAAUCCUGUUUCGUGUAGAAUUAAUCACCUCCUCAUUAAUAUCUCGAUCUAAUCUCAAAGCAAGCGAGACUUACCGCUGCGUUCUUGUAUACUUAAAUCCACCGGAGGUCGAUUGCAACAUUAUCCACUCAACAAAGAAACUUGAUACCAAGCAACUUUGAUUGCUAUGCUUCACAUACUUUUUCACAGAGAUGAGGUAGUAAAAAAAUGCAAAAACACUUAAUACCUUAUCUGAGGAUUGACGAAAUGCGAAAAAAUAGUGAUGAGAGAAGAGGGAUACUCUAGUCUUCAGAUGGACUGAAACUAAUUUACGCUACUACAGAAAUAGAUUCCGAGGCGAUUUUCUACCACUUUUAUAGGUGGUUCGGAUGAAAAUCGCCCAUCCCAUAAUAUUCUUAACAGUGCGACAAAUAAGCGUGCCUCAGUUGACAUGCAAAUAAACGAUGGAACAAAGAAUUGACCCUGGGGGACACCCUGGGGUGAAAAUUUCAGGGCUACAAAUAACUCAUUAUAAAAUCCCACUAAACGUUAGCGUUAGGGAAUAAGUUUAAAAAAGGAGCCUUAGUAAUGAGAACCAGGUAGAAAAAAGAAUCGUUUUACUUCAGUGGGAUUCGAUAUCACCCGGCUACCUUCGGGUUGUUUAGAUCUAUCGUCCGAAAGUGGGUUUUUUGGUUAUUUUCAAAACUAAUUUUCACGUCAGAUUUAACUCUCUGCUCUACCAUUUGUUUCACAUUGCUACUUAGCACGACAACGUUGUAUAUGAUCCUUUCAUAGCUGGCGUCUUCCCUUACUAUGUUCAUUUACACAUAACUUCCAUCACAUCACCCUGUAAUUUCAUUUAAUGGCCAAGAUUUCAUUUACUUUUCACUCUUACCAGAAGGAAAACAAAAUUAUUAGAUAAUUCAAAAAAUAACUGUGUACAAUGGGUAAACCUUGGAAGAUGGUCACAAACUUUAUUCAUCAGUCAAAUUUGUUUUGUGUGGGCAUGUCAUUUUCGGAGACAUCUGCAAGAUCGAGUCGGGGACAAUAUGAAAUGGAAUUCACUCAGAGCGCGCGGUGAAUUAAGAAAACAAGAGCCUUAUAAUCUUUAAUCUGUUAAAAUUAUGUGUAGGCUUUUACCAUUUUCAAAAGUGUCAGCAUAAAUCCUAUUCAGGUAACGGGGAUCUCGUAGUAAGAUUAAUGCCAAGUGAAUUGAAGGUCCUGGUUAACAUUUCAAGCGCCGAUCGAGUAUUCUUAAUUAAUACAAAAGAAAUAUUUACAUCUCCUUCACAUUUGAUCUGUUGGCAUGUUGAAAACUGAGUUUUGAGGGAAUCAGUUGUUGGAUACAGCAAUUACCUGGACCUGAUAACAUUCCUCUUCCCGUAGCUUUAACAUUUUCGGCCGUAGGAGGCAGGGGUGUAAUGCUACUACUGUACAAGAUUGUAAUAUAACUGACUUGUUACUGUCUCUGAAACAACGCUGGUUACGGCAGAGCUUGCAAUAUUCCUAACACUUGCUUCAUUGAAUCAGCCUACUUCACCGAUUUACAAAAUUACCUUAAAAGAGUAAAGAACAUCACGUUUCCCAUUUGUAAUUAUUCGAUCCCAGCCUUUUAUAGCAAUCGGCCUUUCAAAUUUUGCUGUGAAAGGACAAAACAACACAAGUAGCCGUAACAAAGGUUUUACAGGGGUCAAAAACAACGUUUCUUAGAAAAUGUUCAUUUUCGUUUAUUUGGUGUUAUCCAGCCCCACAAAAAUUCGUUUAGAAUUAGAACGGAGAAACCAAAAAAAUAAACCAACGGUUUUGAGAGUAACUUCAUAAUAUGGAUUAUAAACAAAAGAAAGUUCAAAUUAACGCUCUUUGUUUCUCUUAACGAGUCAGAAUGUAAAUAAUUAUGCAUUAGCCUCAAAAACAUAAUUACUACUUGUUUUGCCUUUUCGCUAAAAUUUACAAAGAGAUUAACAACGCGACAAUUUUCUCUUCGUUGAGGACGCGGUGAAAACCCUCACCUUUUAACGUGGGUAAUAAAAAGAUUAUAUUUUCUUUGCCAGAAAUUAUUUUCCAAAAGUCAAUUUUUCACCCUUGAAACCAAAGUAAAUCUAUGUCGCCGAAAAACCUUGACAAACCGUUACUUUUUCUCCCCUGAGUAAUAAAUCAUUUAACUGCUUCCAGCAGAAAGGAGAAAUAUGGUCUUUGUCUCACCAGGGAUAAAUUCACCUGCACCUCAACUUUGCAAAGACAAUUGAUUUAAGUUACAAAAACAAACUGUCCAAAGAGUUCUUCCGAAAGAAUCAGAACGUGUUUUUAUUGUUGGUUUCCUUCCUUCCUUUUCUGUCAGACUCCAUGAAUAUUCUUCACCUGAAGUACUUCAGGUACGUUAACUUCCUUUCAAACCACCUUAAGCAGCAGAUUAUCCUAAUAUCAUCCUACUCACUUUUUCUUCUCUUAUCACACCCCCGGGAUCACACCACUCAGAAGGGCUUGGCGUUAAAAUUUAAUUAAGUGAAGUUCGAAUUAGUGAUUAUUACUUGUUCCAAUUUACGUCAAAAGUGUAAUCGAAUAAUCUAUUAGCUAGCGGGAAAUAAUUGUAGCGAUGUUCUAAAUGGCUUUGACAAGUAAGCAUGCCUGCUCUAAAAAAUAAAGAAAAGAAACUGUUUUGUUCAACAGUGUGAUUUGGCUGUUUUUCAAGAAUGGACAAACGAGUUAAUUGUUCGAUUAUGCCUUUUCAGUGCGAUUUGGCACUUUAAGGUCCUAUCUACGUUUGACCUUUGAGCCAAGGAAAAUAAAUAGUUAAUUAAAAAGCCGAGAAACAGAUUAGUGCAAAAGUUCCGCAAGUCAAUGAAAUUGAAUAUUUCAACAGUUCGACAAAACGUCUUAUUGGUAUUCCUUUUGAAAAACAAUUGCAAUACGCACUUCUGUGAAUCCACAUGGCUUUAACGAGGAGGGCAAGAAAUCUCCUUUGGAGAAAAAUAAACUUGUUAUUGUUUUUGUUAUCGCUGAAUAUUUGGCGCCAAUUCCAUUUCUCCUCUCACUUGCGGUUUCCUAAAUCUUCAAGUUUAGAGGCUGAAUUACGAUUAUCUAAGCCGGUCUGUUUACAUUUGAGAAAAAGCUGAAUCGUUUGGAUUUAAUCCAUCAAAAGUGGGACGAGUCAUGGGCACCACGAACAGUGACACAAUGGUAAGCAGGUGAUAAUCAAGUAAUUAAACAGUUUGGCGUUUUCCGGAAUGCUUUGGGUAUAAAGGAAACCAAUUUACACCACUGGUUGCAACAAACGUCUCUGAACGUUUGUAGAGAAAAGAUCCAAUAUACCUUUUUGAAUCGGAAACCCCGGAUUUUUCGAGAAGCUUGGCUUCGAAUAAGGAAAACAACUGGUUUUGGAGAUGUCGGUAGUCUUAUCUUGCGCAAUGGCUGCGUACAUCACAGGAAUGUCCAUGUUAAUUCUAUCCGUUUUACAAUUUGGCGAGACGAGGAAGGUGGAUAGUGGAGAAUUCAAAAUCCAAAAGGAUUUUGUGCCACCACCGGGUAAUCGGGGUUCAGGCGAAAAUUCUAAUCUCAUCCAACGAAUGGAAAGCGCGGCAUGCCUGAAGGGGAUUCGACCACAUCGAAAGUGUGUUCAAGAAGAAGUAGAGAAGAGCCUAGAUGCAAACAAUCCUCAUGGGUAUUUGGAAAAUGUAAAUAUCAGAAACACGAUCCAAGUAAAGACUUUCAAGCAAGGUCAUUUCCAAGCAGGUGCUCCUUCAAAAAAAAAGUCUCCAGCGAUACAUCCGGGUGGCUCCAAUCAAAUUUGGAGGAAAAAGGUACAAAAAUCUCCAUGCUCCGCUGAAAAUCGCGGCUGUGAGUGGCGUGAAGACUCUCAGGUCACUUACCGCUGUCCCUUUGGCUUGUGGUGUCCUAAGAGUAAAAAUAAUGAGGCAGUUACCAACCAAGAAAAGAUACGAUUGAUAGCUGACACUUCGUCUUUGUCUAGGCGAGAGCAGGCCACAUCUAUAGCCACCAGGAACCAAGCAAUUCAUAACAAUGGUGUUAACAGGGCAAAAGUAAAAAAGGAAACAACAAGCAUUGAUGGCUUCUUAAAAAGAGCCAGGGAAUGUCCUUUUGGUCUGUGGUGUAUGGAAGACGACAAUAACAACGAGAAAGAAAAAGACCAAACAAAAAUGAAAGGGGAUCUAAAGAACGAUCAUGAUCAUAAGAAACCAGUUUGUACACAAGGUGUCGGCUGCAUGAAAAGUAAAGCCAAUGACGCUGAAGCUUCAACAAAGUUGAAUGAAAAUCAAGUUGAAGCAAAGUGUCCUAUUGGGCUAUGGUGUUUGAAUAAACGUGAACUUGGCUACGAAAGUUCGUUGACCUUGGAAAAAUGUCCACCUGGAUUGUGGUGUAAGAGAAAUAACAACAUGAUUACUAGAAGUGAAGAACCAAAGCGAGUUAACCAACAGGCCAGGAAAGAGGCAUGCCCAAGAGGCCUUCACUGUUCGUUUCAAAGAGAAGCUGGUUUUGAAAAAUUGAGCCACUGCCCUCCAGGAUUAUGGUGCAAACGAGAGGAAGUCAAAAGAGAAAAUUCCAAAGAAUCGAGAGUCCACAAAGAAUUUUGUCCAACUGGGUUAAGCUGCUCUUUUAAGAGGAAAGUGGGAUAUGAAAGUUCUGUGACAAUGCUUAACUGCCCACCAGGUCGGUGGUGUAAGAAGGACAUGACUGUCACCAAUGAUGAUACAACUGAAUCGAUUUGUCCAAGUGGAUAUGAGUGUUCUAGUAAGAGACUCGCGCACUACAAGAAUUCUGAUGAAUGUCCUCCUGGGUUAUGGUGCAAACGUAGAACUGCAGUUGGCGCCGACAGAAUUAUCAAUAAGUACUGCUCUACUGGUCCUUGGUGC